CUCACCGAUACCACAAAACGCACACUCUCGGUGCAUCACACCUCGCACCCUCUCUGCUGCGCCCUAGUUCCGCACAGCGCGCCACGCGACACUCGCCGUCGCCCUCGGACCCCUCGCCGCUUCGCCCCACCCUCGCUGCGCCAGCAUGGUCAAGGAGACCAAGUUCUACGACCUUCUCGGCGUCAAGCCGGAUGCGUCCGAGAGCGAGCUGAAGAAGGCCUACCGCAAGAAGGCGCUUUCGCUCCAUCCCGACAAGGGCGGUGACCCGGAGGCCUUCAAGGAGGUCACGGGUGCCUACGAGGCGCUCUCUGACCCGCAAAAACGCGAGAUGUACGACCGCUUCGGCGAGGCCGGCCUGAGCGAGGGCGGCGGCAUGGGCGGCGGCAUGGACCCGCAAGAUCUCUUCUCGCAGCUCUUCGGCGGCGGCGGCGGUGGCUUCUUUGGCGGCGGUGGCGGCGGGCGCCGCGGCCCGCAAGGCCCGCGCAAGGGCAAGGACCUGCUGCACCGCGUCAACGUGUCGCUGGAGGAGCUGUACGUGGGCAAGACGACGAAGCUGGCGCUGCAGAAGCACGUGCUCUGCGGCAAGUGCGACGGGCGCGGCGGCAAGGAGGGCGCGGUCAAGACGUGCAACGGCUGCAACGGCCAGGGCAUCAAGGUGGUGCUGCGGCAGCUCGGCCCGAUGGUGCAGCAGAUGCAGCAGACGUGCCCCGAGUGCCAGGGCGCCGGCGAGAUCAUCAACCCCAAGGACCGCUGCAAGGGCUGCAGCGGCAAGAAGAUUGUGCAGGAGCGCAAGGUGCUCGAGGUGCGCAUCGACAAGGGCAUGGCCGACGGCCACCAGAUCAAGUUCAAGGAGGAGGCCGACCAGGCGCCAAACACGAUUCCCGGCGACGUCAUCAUCGUCGUCGAGGCCAAGCCGCACCCGCGCUUCAAGCGCCGCGAGAACGACCUCUUCGUCGAGGUCGAGGUGGACCUGCUGACGGCGCUUGCCGGCGGCAAGGUGGUGAUUGAGCACCUCGACGACCACGCGCUGAGCGUCGAGAUCCCGCCGGGAGAGGUUGUCAAGCCGGGCGCGCUCAAGGUGCUGCGCGGCCAGGGCAUGCCGUCGUACCGCCACCACGAGAUGGGCGACAUGUACGUGACGCUCUCGGUGGCGUUCCCCGAGACGCUGCCGCUCGACAAGCUGGCGCUGCUGGAGCAGGUGCUGCCGGCGCGCCGCGCGCUGCCGAAGCUCAAGAACGAGGCAGACGUCGAGGACGUGCUGAUGGACGACGUCGACGAGCGCGAGGCGCGCAACGCCAAGGGCUCGCACCAGCACGGCAACGGCAUGGACACGGACGAGGACGAUGGCGAGGGCGGGCCGGGCGUGCAGUGCGCGCAGCAGUAGGCGUGUGCGCUCUGUCGUGUGCGUCUCUCUCUCCGGUCCCUCAUUCCCGCCGCGGUCACUCUAUUUCCCUCUCUCUGUGCGACGCGCUCUGCGCGGCAUCAGACUGUGCCUCUCCACGUUCAGCGUCAUCUCCCCUCCAUCCCUCUCUGCAUGCGCUUUGGAGCCCCGUCGCAAUCUCAGGCCCUAGACUAGCGCGCGGUGUGUGGCGGUGGGUCUCUAUGAG
Molecule: messenger RNA, 1607 nt
Organism: Tilletiopsis washingtonensis
Lineage: Eukaryota; Fungi; Basidiomycota; Exobasidiomycetes; Entylomatales
Product: putative YDJ1-mitochondrial and ER import protein
Exons: 6
Coding region: 146-1384 (412 amino acids)
Biological process (GO): protein refolding; response to heat
Cellular component (GO): cytoplasm; cytosol; nucleus
Molecular function (GO): Hsp70 protein binding; ATP binding
Source: RefSeq, a predicted model, not a curated record